AUGGCAACACGUUCAAAACGAAAAUUCGUAGAAAUAAUGUUGAAUGAAUUCGUGAACAUACAAGAAUUAGCAACUUUAUCCAAAUUCUAUGUCGAAGAACCAAAGCGAUUAAAAGAAGCGUGUGAUAAAGCAGAUAGUGAUGACAAAAUUAAACUGAAGGAAGAAAAAGCAUUAAGUAAAGAAGAAGCAGAACUUUUUGGGCGUAUUUAUGAAUAUUUUGAGAAAACUGGCGUGAUCAAAAUGCUCCAGGACCAACAACAAGCUGAAUUUGAAGGUGUGGGUCAUAUUUACCAUACCGAAAAGAUGUCUUCUCCUGUUCGUGAUGGUUCCAAUACUUCAAGAGUGCCAUCCGACAUACAUAUUGUUGUUGAUAAUUCAAAUCUUUUCAUUGGUGCUCAAUUGGGUCAAGGUAUAGAUGGACAACAAGAUGCUGCUAUUCGUAUUAACGUUGCAAAUCUAGCCAAUAUUAUUGAGAAAGACAAAAAAAAGCUGAAUAUUAAGACAAGAAUCGUUGGUGGUAGUAUUCCGCCUCGUAAAGCACGAGCUUGGACUGAGUGGGAAAAAUGCAACUAUGCAUGUUUACUAGGUGAUCGAUCAAUGAAUAAUAAAGAAGUGUUCUUAGACGAUAUGUUGCAUGCACAAAUACAAAAAUUAAUUUUAAAAAAUAAUCCGAAAAAAAAGCACGCAGAACAAAAUUUGAUAUUAAUUAGCGGUGAUGGAAAUGGAAAUGAUAAUCGUACAAGUUUUCCUGAGGUUGUAUUGUCAGCAUUAGAACAUGGAUGGAUGGUGGAAGUAUGGUCAUGGCAAGCAUCUUUGAGUGCUAAAUUUAAAGAUCUUCAAGAAAAAUAUCCUUCUAAAAUGGAAAUUAAAUAUUUCGAUACUUAUAGAUCAAAAGUUACUUUUAAAGAAAAACAAAAACAACAGCCGCAGCAGCAACCGCAGCAGCAGCAACAGCAGCAGCAGCAACCGCAGCAGCAGCAACAGCAGCAGCAGCAAC
Adineta steineri is the source of this 997-nucleotide messenger RNA. Lineage: Eukaryota; Metazoa; Rotifera; Eurotatoria; Adinetida; Adinetidae. The record is from the annotation of a GenBank genome assembly.